AUCAGAUGGCGGCCUGAGGGAGACGCAUUGACGAUUCUCAAGAGAUUCGCGAUGAGAUCCGGAUGUCAAGCAUGGAAUCAUCCUGUGUAGCGUCCCAUCAGGUUCGACCACGAUGACGAGGGGUGUGCCUCGCAUGUGCUCCCAGAACCCCACUUUCUCCAGUGGAUCGCGGUUAUCAGUCCAACAGCGAGCACCAUGACUGCUCCCACUCUUUCGUGCUUCUGUCAACCAUCACCCUCAUCCUCUUCUCCACUAUUGAACGACAUCGACUCCCCCAUAAUCCGUCCAUCUUCUAUCAACAUCAGUAAACAUGGCUACCCCGUCAUACCCGGGCGUCCUACACCAAUAUGCCCCCCGCCUCGUAGCCUUUGAAUUCACCUCUCCCACUCAAACGCCCAAACCCAACAGUCUGCUCUUCGUCGGCGGCCUAACCGACGGCCUCGGCACGGUUCCCUACGUGGCCGAGAUCGCCAAAGCCCUGGAACCCACCGACUGGUCGCUCUUCUCGCUCGUGCUGUCCUCGUCCUAUCUAGGCUGGGGCAUCGGCAGCCUGGACCAAGACGUCGAGGAGAUCGCGCAGUGCGUCGAGUUCGUGCGCGCCCACAAGGCCCGCACCGCCGGCUCCAGCUCCCCCAAGGUCGUGGUCAUGGGCCACUCCACCGGCAGCCAGGACGUGCUGCACUACCUGUACUCGGCGAACCCGCUGCCGCAGCGGUCGCCGGACCAGGAGGCCGGGCUGGACCUGAAGCACCUGACGCGGCCGGCGCUGGACGGGGCCAUCAUGCAGGCGCCCAUGUCGGACCGCGAGGCGGUGCAGCAUCUGGGCCAGACGAGCAGCGAGCCGAACGAGUUCCGCGGCGCCUACGACCAGCUGGUCAACUUUGCGCGCCUGCAGGACCCCACUGAGAUCCUGCCGCUGAAGUUGACCGGCAAGGUCGGCUUCCCCGGCGACACGCCGAUCAAUGCGCGCCGCUUCCUGAGCCUGACCAGCCCCGACAGUCCCGCGGACCCGGCCCUGGAUGACCUGUUUAGCUCGGAUCUGUCGGAUCAGCGCCUGGCGGAGACGUUCGGUGUGGUGCCUGAGAGGGGUCUGGUGCGGGCGAAGCUGAUGGCGUUGUAUUCGGGAAGUGAUGAGUAUGCGGCGCCGUGGGUGGAUAAGGAGGCGCUGAUGAAGCGCUGGGAGGCGGCGAUCAACGCCGGGGGAGUGGACAAGUGGGAUGAGAACAGCGCGGUGGUGGCCGGCGCAAGUCAUAAUGUGAAGGCCGAGGGGCAGGCGGAGCUGGUCGAGCGCGUGCUUCGCUACUUGGGCACGGUCUAGUUGUAUGGUUUACAGAAUGCACGCAUCAUGAAUCCAAAGCAUUGUGUUCUUUUUGAGCUCUAAUAUACAUAGCAUAUGGGCAGGACCAUCUUGACACCAACCACGCACAAUCAACUACCCAUCCCCAAUCCCUCGAAU
Aspergillus steynii IBT 23096 is the source of this 1456-nucleotide messenger RNA. RefSeq lists its product as uncharacterized. Lineage: Eukaryota; Fungi; Ascomycota; Eurotiomycetes; Eurotiales; Aspergillaceae. The record is from RefSeq and is a predicted model, not a curated record. The transcript is spliced from 2 exons. The coding region runs from base 311 to 1318 and encodes 335 amino acids.